Messenger RNA from Amyelois transitella, 1743 nucleotides. Its product is annotated as lipase 3. The record is from RefSeq and is a predicted model, not a curated record. Bases 16 to 1536 code for a protein of 506 amino acids. NCBI's taxonomy places the organism in Eukaryota, Metazoa, Arthropoda, Insecta, Lepidoptera, Pyralidae. The transcript has a single exon.
UCUCAACGCGGCACAAUGAACGUGUACAUCUUAUUAUUUGCGAUAAUUUCGACGGCAAAUACAGAUAACCAAGAACAAUCAUGGAAAUUCACAGACAUUAGUGAUUUUUUCAAGAACCAAACUAACAAAGUCAAUGAAUUCUUUGAUGAGCAGAAAUUGAAAAUCGAAACGGCUGUUAAUUCAAGUUACGAGGAGGCCGUCAAUUUCAAAGAAAAUAUUGACAACUAUGUGGAUGAACAAAAAAAGAUAAUCAACAAAGAAGUGAAUAGUUAUGUUGACACUAUCAAAGAACAAGGAAGGAAAGUUGCUGAUACGUGGUCUUAUGUUCCCAAUGAAGUUGUUGAAAGGAACAGGCACGAUGGUGGAGCGGCCGAGUUCACAGAUGCAAUGUUAACAGUCCCAACAAUCAUAUCAAGAAAUGGAUACAUUUGUGAAACACAUACAGUCAUUUCUGAAGGUUACGUUUUGAAUGUCCAUCGCAUUCCAAGAUCAAAAAAUGGUGGUGCAGUGUCUACUAAAACAGUUCUUCUUCAGCACGGAAUCUUUGCUAGUUCUGCAGAUUGGAUACUCAAUGGUCCCCAAAAAGCUUUAGCAUACGUUCUUGCCGAUGCAGGAUACGACGUGUGGAUACCAAAUAUUCGUGGGAACAGAUAUUCAAAACAGCAUACUUGGUGGAAAGCCGAUUCAAAAGAGUAUUGGAAUUUUUCUUGGCAUGAUGUCGCUAUACAUGAUAUUCCUGCUGUCAUAGACUAUAUCAUGAAAUUGAAAGGACAAGAUACAAAAAUAACUUAUAUCGGACAUUCUAUGGGCACAACAAUUCUGUUUACUAUGUUAGCUCUUCGGCCAGAAUAUAAUGAUAUACUCAAGGCGGGCAUUGCUUUGGCCCCAGUUGUAUUUAUGUCCGAUAUAAAGUCACCAUUAAAAUCGUUAGCACCUAUAGCCAGUAAUGUAGCGUACAUGGAAAUGAUUUACGGUUCUCACGAAUUCAUUCCAAAGGCAUCAACAUUAGGUGAGAUGACGAAGUCUUGCGAAGCAGAGCUCAAAGACACAAUGGUCUGUAAUCACAUAGUGUUCUACCUCUGUGGGUAUGAUAAAGUGCAAAUGAAUGAGACUUUGCUCCCAGUAUUCCUAGCUCAUUUCGGUACAGGAACUUCUUGGAAAACACUGGUACAUUUCGCCCAAGAAAUUGUUUCUGCAGGGAAAUAUCAGUAUUUUGAUUACGGGUCGUAUUACAAUGAGAAAAUCUAUGGCACAGAAACUCCACCAGAGUAUGAUCUGAGUAAAAUAGCACUACCAAUCACGCUUUUCUGGGCAAAGAACGAUUUGUUGUCGAGUGAAAGAGACGUAAAGAUUCUGCAAGAGAAAUUGCCAGUGACAACGAAGAGUUAUCUUGUUCCGUAUCCUGAGUUCAAUCAUUUGGACUACUUGUGGGCUAUAGAUGCUCCUAGAUUAAUUAACGACAAGGUCUUAUCUUCAUUGGAUGAGUAUUUUGAAAACAAACCUAAACACUUCAGCUUUAGAUUCCAUUUUAAGUGAUGUUUGAAUGACACGAUUCUCAACUUUCCUAGUAUUGAUAAGGGGGAAGUUUUGGGUUCAUUAAAUGGAAACAAAGUGAUAAUGUAAGCACUGUGAUGUUGUGAUAUGAGUAGUGUUUUAAUUAGGUUUUAUUGAAAUAGGUACAUAAUAAGUAAAACUGUAUUAUAAUAAAUUGAGCGACGAUUGUUUUUAACUAUAAAAAUAAGC